AUGCAGGCUGUCCAGUAUGAACGGCACUCGGGAGAGUCGCUCUCGUCGCCGGACCACCAUGCGCCUCAGGAGUCUUCGCACAAGCACCCCGUUCCCAAGAACGUGGCCUUCGAGCUUCUCCUCGAUGAGAACUCGAAAGUGCGGGCUCGCAUACCCAUGCGAGUGCAGAUUUAUCCGCAUGAUACCACGGACUCCAUCGUGACUACCGUCAAGAAUUUUUAUGGGAUUUACGAUGGUACUGCCAGCGGUGUCAGUUUCGAGGAUGAACAUGGAAUUACCCUGAUUGCCAGGUAUGAGAAUCUGCGAAACAACAUGACUGUCUACGUGCGGGUCAUUCCCGUCCAGGCAUAUACAGAAGGUUACGGCGAGCGCUACUAUGGCUCUCUGCCCGUUGAGGCUCGCAAGCGCCCGAGUCUUGGCGAGCCGUUCCAGAUGGCGUCGGCCAUGCCGCCGACACAGAGUCUAGACAACGGUCAACCUCCAUCGCGACCAACUUCUAGACUGGCUCGGAAGCGCAGCAUGUCUCCAUCCGGCAGAAGCCGCCGGAGCGCCUCCCAGCACAAGCAGCUCUCCAAGACUGGUUCCAAGAGCCGGGGCUCGAGCGCCCAUGGUAGCUUCCAUGAUGAUGCCACCGCUGGCGCGAGCGAUAGCGAGGGGGGCUAUGGCUCCGUCUCAGGAGCCAAGAAGUCUCGCAGUGAGCAACUCGGUAGCUCAGAUAUCAGCAUGGAGAAUAUCCUCCAAGACGGUCGCCGGAAGCGGCCCAAGUUUGAAAGUUCGGAAUUGCCUUUGUUUGUUCCUCCCCAAGUUCCCCUUACCACCUCUACCUCAUCCAUCUCCCCCCAGCGUCGGUCGGUCGGCCAAGAAGGAGCCGGCUCGCCGUUCGCCCGCCCUACCCAGCGCCCAUACAACUACCAACAGCCCCUCCCGUCGCCGCAAAGUUAUGGACAUAAUGAGCAAGCGUAUGGGUACGGUCAUGCCCGCGGCCCUAUGUAUGCUACCCCCAUGGUUCCCGAACAUGGGCACCGCUUGCGCGACCGAACUGCGACCCAGUCUUCUGGGCAGUUCAGUAAUCCGGCAGGCAUGGGCAGUGCACCCGGGAUUCUUCCUACCCCCGACCCCACCAUUGCCAGCUGUAUCUCUGACGAGGAUGUUGCCAUGCAAUUGAUUCGCCUCGGAGAUGCGUCGAAUUUCUCUCAUGGUCGCACGUCGGCGUCUACCCUCGACGACGCCUUCAGCGGGGCCGCCGAUGCAGCGUCGUCCACAGGUGCCACCAGCGACGGCGAAGACUUCAGUGAGGAUGACGAUGACCUGCCUGCGCGAAGCCGACAGCGGUUAGAGUCCAGCCCGAUGCUUCCGCCGGGGGCUACCAAGCACACCCACAAGCGUUUGGACGAUAUCCUUCCUAGCUUCGACAGUUCCGAAGCCAGCUAUGAUGGCUACGACGAGGAGCCCCACCACAUCGGGCCCAACGAGCAUGUGAUCAAGGAUGAGACUGAUGACGACACCUUGUACAAAGAGUCUGCCCCCAAGUCAAAGAAGCCCAAGAACCGGGCCACCAGCACGGCGUCCAGCAAAGCGCGGGGACCCAAGCCGCCGUCGGCUGUGCGCCCGCCCAAGAACAGCAAGAUUACGUCCAACGCGGCUCCUCGCAAGCCGAAGCCAUCUACCACCACUACUACCCAGAAAACUGUGGUGUCGCCGCAGAUGACGAGCCCCGGCCCGGCUCGGAAGACGUCCACCUCGUCUGUCAACUUCCAGCAUCAGUUGGCGGCGGACGAGGAGGACCUGUCGACGAAGCCUCGUUGCCAGCGCUGCCGCAAGAGCAAGAAGGGCUGCGACCGUCAACGUCCUUGCGGACGGUGCAAGGAUGCCGGGAUCGGUCUGGAAGGCUGUAUCAGCGAGGAUGAGGGGAAUGGCCGCAAAGGCCGCUAUGGUCGUCACAUGGGCGUCCCGGUCAAGAAAGCCCUUGAGGUUUCAGCCACCAACGACACUCUGCCUCUGGUGGCGGCCGCGGCUCCGCUCAGUGCUGCUUUGGCCGACAAGAACAAGAAACGCAAGCGGUAG
This is a messenger RNA of Aspergillus terreus NIH2624, 2064 nucleotides long. RefSeq names its product putative C6 finger domain protein. The record is from RefSeq and is a predicted model, not a curated record. Gene Ontology annotation, molecular function: zinc ion binding; DNA-binding transcription factor activity, RNA polymerase II-specific. Bases 1 to 2064 code for a protein of 687 amino acids. Lineage: Eukaryota; Fungi; Ascomycota; Eurotiomycetes; Eurotiales; Aspergillaceae. The transcript has 2 exons. Gene Ontology annotation, biological process: regulation of DNA-templated transcription.